Messenger RNA from Penicillium concentricum, 780 nucleotides. RefSeq names its product phytanoyl-CoA dioxygenase family protein. The transcript has 3 exons. The record is from RefSeq and is a predicted model, not a curated record. The coding region runs from base 1 to 780 and encodes 259 amino acids. NCBI's taxonomy places the organism in Eukaryota, Fungi, Ascomycota, Eurotiomycetes, Eurotiales, Aspergillaceae.
AUGUCAGAGUCAAAAGUUACUCUUACCCGGCUUGAUGCCAAGGAUCCAUCCACCACUCCAGGAAAAGCAAUUGAUAUCAUGCAACGUGAUGGUGGUGUCAUCAUCGAAGGAUUGAUAACCAGUAGCUUGGCAAGACAGAUUCAAACAGACUUGAAACCUCACUUUGACGGUGACAUCCCUGAUAAGUCAGGGUUCUUUCCGUUAACCACACACCGAGCAACUGGUUUAAUGGGCAUUUCGAAAUCUUGUAGGGAGCUUGCAUGCAGCCCACUGUACAUCGCCAUUGCAAAUUCCCUUGUUUCUUCCAGUCAUACAUUUUGGAGAGGUGACCUCCAAGAGACUCCGGGAGAUGCCCCGACGAUGAUCGGUUGUGUCACAGCCUUGACCAAGACAACCAAGGAAAACGGUGCAACUAUCACAAUUCCCGAUUCUCAUCUGUGGGGGCCAGAUCGACAGCCUUUGGAUAGUGAGGCUGUUCAUGCGGAGCUUGAACCUGGUGAUACUUUCAUCUUCUUGGGCAACACCUAUCAUGCUGGGGGCUCCAACAUCACUCAAGAUCAAUAUCGUGAGACAGUCGGAAUAUUUCUCUGCAAGCCGAUCUUGCGCCCAGCCGAAAACCAAUUUCUGAAGAUCCCACUCGAAGAGGCGAGAAAGAUGAGCCCACAAGUUCAACGAUUGAUGGGAUAUGGCGUCUGCGGUCCGGGGGUGGGCUUUUUGGAUUACCAAGAUCCCAUGAGGGUUCUCUUUGAUGUUGAAGAUGACGAAACUAUCAACAUGUGA